AUGUCAAUCACUGGCAAACAUCGUGACAUCGACGGUGGAAUAACCCUCUCGCCCAACAUGGCAGCUAACGGCACUUCCAAGCUGGACUUCACCAAGUUCUACAACAUUGUCAAUGGCAAGCUCGAGACAACGAGCAAGACCAGACACAGCGUGAACCCCUCUACGCUGGAAGCACUCCCCGAGGUGCCUCUCUCGACUGCCGAAGAUGUCGACAGAGCUGUGCAGGCCGCAAAGGCCGCUCAAGAAGCUUGGGCCGAGACACCCUACGAGGAGCGCCAGAAGGCCGUCGCCAAGCUUGGUGAUCUCCUCGAAGAGAACAUCAACGAGUUCGCGCUGAUGCUCAGCAAGGAGCAGGGCAAGCCUAUUGGGUUCGCUCAGUUUGAAGUUGGCGAGGCCAUCAAGCACUUCAGAGGAGUUCCCACGCUUCCCUUCCCCGAGGAGGUUAUCAGCGACAACCCAGACCGCCGGGUCAUCACCAGAUACACUCCUCUUGGUGUCGCUGUCGGUAUUGUGCCCUGGAACUUUCCCAUCCUCCUUGCUUGCGGCAAGAUCGCUCCCGCCCUGAUCACUGGAAAUGCCUUCAUCCUCAAGCCUUCUCCUUUCACUCCUUACUGCGACCUGAAGAUCGUUGAGCUUGCUCAGCAAAUUUUCCCUCCCGGUGUCUUCCAGGCCCUCAGCGGUGAUGACAACCUCGGACCUUGGUUGACCUCCCACCCCGGCGUCGACAAGGUCAGCUUCACUGGUUCGACCGCCACCGGCAAGCGCGUGAUGGAGAGCUGCGCAAAGACCCUUAAGCGUGUCACCCUAGAGCUCGGCGGAAACGAUGCGGCUAUCGUGCUUCCCGACGUCGACAUCAAGGCGGUUGCGCCUAAGCUCGCUACCCUGGCUCUGUACAACUCUGGACAGGUAAUGUAA
Messenger RNA from Colletotrichum truncatum, 915 nucleotides. RefSeq names its product aldehyde dehydrogenase. The record is from RefSeq and is a predicted model, not a curated record. Gene Ontology annotation, molecular function: aldehyde dehydrogenase (NAD+) activity. Lineage: Eukaryota; Fungi; Ascomycota; Sordariomycetes; Glomerellales; Glomerellaceae.